AUGGAAAGGUUUGAGAUGGAGUGGCAGACCAAAAACAAUGAUAUUGAUUGCAGGUUAUUUCUCAUGAGACACAUGGAAGUAUAUCGUGGUGGUGGAGUGGAGAAGAUUGAUGCUGAUAUAUUGCAUGAGUGUACCAGUCAAAAGAUGCAAUUAGUGGACAUGAGGAAGAAAUAUGUUGGUAAGAUUUUGUUGUCAAAUUUAAAUUUGUGCAAACCUUCUUUUGUUACUACUUUAGAGGAUUAUGAUAAACUGGCAACCUACAAGAGGAAGAAGAUUUAUAUUGAAGCUCAUUUGCAUGAAGUUGAAGUGAUGGUUCAAUCAACAAGUGUUCUUUGA
Molecule: messenger RNA, 336 nt
Organism: Lactuca virosa
Lineage: Eukaryota; Viridiplantae; Streptophyta; Magnoliopsida; Asterales; Asteraceae
Source: the annotation of a GenBank genome assembly